CUGACCACAAUAAAGCUCCUAGCAGGAGCAUCCCUGAAGAGAAACGUUCAUCGCAGCUUCCUCUGACCACGCUCGCCUGUAAAGAUUUCCUGACCGUCACAGUAUGGACAAUCUUUUCACCUCUUCCUUCCCUGUUAAAUGCCAGAACUCUAGAGACUGUAAUCUCACUACUGCCUGUCCUGAUAACCAAACUGGAAACUCCACAUCUCCAGCUCUGGUUAACCCUCCAGCAUUUGGGAUGUCCUACUUCACCAUGACCCUCGGCGCACUCUCUAAUCUAACCGCGCUUGCAAUCCUAGCCCAUUCCUACGCCCGCUUCCGCAGACGAGCCAAAGCUCCUUUUCUACUGCUGGCUUCAGCCCUGCUUCUAAGCGACCUGGCCGGUCAUGUGAUCACAGGGGCUUUGGCACUUCAUCUCCAUCUUGGGAGGGUGAAGCAUUACAGGGCGGCAUUAAUAAUGGAGCCUCCACAGGUUUACUGCAAAUUAUUUGGCAGUUGCAUGGUGUUUUUUGGCCUUUGCCCUCUGCUGCUAGGCAGUGCGAUGGCAGUGGAGCGCUGCAUAGGCAUAACACGACCUCUCCUGCACCCGGCGGUCGUCACCAUGACACGCAUCCGCCUCACCGUGCUGCUGAUCAUCUUGACGGCUCUCAUUUUGGCAGGACUCCCUCUGCUUAACGUGGGCAGCUACCAACCACAGUUCCCUGGCACCUGGUGUUUCUUACCUGUUAACAAUCUGAUCUCCAUUGCUGAUGCCAGCCUCUCCCUGGCUUUUUCCACACUGGGGCUUGUAACGUUGACCGUCUCAGUUGUGUCUAAUACUAUAAGUGGGCUGAAGUUGCUCCAGGCAAGGUUUAAGGACCGAUGUGUUAAGUCAAGCGCGGCGAGGAGACAUGGAUCUUUCUCAUCUUCGUCUCUGCACUCCCUGGAUGUGGAGAUGAUGACGCAGCUGGCUGCCAUUACAGUGGUCUCCUGUGUCUGUUGGAGUCCUUUUCUUAUUUACAUCCUCAUGUCCGUUAGCAGGUUUUAUGAAGGAACCAGAGGGCCGAGGCAUCAGUGUGAGAAGCUGCUUCUCUUGGCUCUGCGUUUGGCGAGCUGGAACCAGAUUCUGGACCCGUGGGUUUACAUCCUCCUGCGGAGAGCGGUUCUGCGCAGACUCCUUCAGCUGCUGCAGCCGGACAGAGUCCUGUUCACACAGAGCAGCUCCUACAGAGACUCGCACAGAAAGCAGAUCAGCUUACACUGAUUACAGACUUGUUUACACUUGUUUACGUGUGGUCACUCAUCAAAAAUACUGUGGGAAAAUUAUUAUUUAAGGAAGAGAAGAAAUCUUAGAAAAUGAAAUGAAAUGUAAGAAAAGGUCCCUUAAGUGUACUUUGAGAGAGAACAC
This is a messenger RNA of Carassius auratus (goldfish), 1387 nucleotides long. Its product is annotated as prostaglandin E2 receptor EP1 subtype-like. Gene Ontology annotation, cellular component: plasma membrane. Lineage: Eukaryota; Metazoa; Chordata; Actinopteri; Cypriniformes; Cyprinidae. The record is from RefSeq and is a predicted model, not a curated record. Gene Ontology annotation, biological process: inflammatory response; positive regulation of cytosolic calcium ion concentration; adenylate cyclase-activating G protein-coupled receptor signaling pathway. Gene Ontology annotation, molecular function: thromboxane receptor activity; prostaglandin E receptor activity. Bases 104 to 1243 code for a protein of 379 amino acids. The transcript has 2 exons.